Molecule: messenger RNA, 363 nt
Organism: Adineta steineri
Lineage: Eukaryota; Metazoa; Rotifera; Eurotatoria; Adinetida; Adinetidae
Source: the annotation of a GenBank genome assembly
AUGCAAUCAUCAUUGUCCAGUUUAAUAGCUAUAAUGAAUUCAGUUAUAUAUUAUUUGUAUGAAAUUGGUGGUCCAGUUUUAAUGGUUAUUGGUACUGUUGGUUGUACGAUCAAUCUAAUUGUUUUUUCACAAAAAUCUCUUCGAAAAAAUCCAUGUUCAAUCUAUUUUAUUGCAUUUAAUAUUGCAAAUUUUUUCUAUAUAUACUCGUCAUUAUUAGCUUUAAUACUUAGUGCAGGAUAUAAUGUUAAUCCAAGUGUAUACAAUUUAAUUAUUUGUCGUUUACGUUUAUAUGCAUCACUAUUAUUUGAUUGUUUAAGUGCAUUUUAUUUAAUUUUAGCUUCUAUUGAUCGAGUUUUUAUUACU